GUCUCUUUCAGAAUUAUCUGUGUCGAUAAUCCAGGAUACGUCCCACCUAGCCAGUUUGGACAUGACUAUAUUUUCUACGAAAAGAAUGUCGGUUACCCACCUGCGGGUGUUGCAGCUUCCAUGCUCCCCUUCAUUUCAAAAAAUCCCCAAUGGCGUGAUGGAAUUAGUGACAAUGGAUUGCCUCAUCGAGCAGCUGGUUGGGAUAUUCAGUUAACAGGAUCUGCUUUGGUGACUGUGAAGAUUCGUGACGUCAAUGAUUGCUCACCUGUGUUUAGUGAAUCUGAGUAUAUCUUUACGAUAGAAGAAAACCAGCCAAACUUGUCAAUAGAGAAUGAUGUCACCCUAUCGGAUAGCACAACAUUCGGCAUAUCAAUAGGUCGAGUGAUCGCUCGAGAUGCAGAUCAAGAAGGACAAAUAACAUACGGAAUGUCUAAAAAUCCUGAGACUGCAUUUCAUGUGGACUCAAAAACCGGCCACUUUUACAUCCGACGUCCAUUCGACCGAGAAGCCUUGCUGGAAGUAAUGAAUACUGUUGGUCCGCAAAACUUCACUGAACAGUUUGCAGAAGUUGAUAGAAGGAGCAUAGCGACAAAUCUUGCAGUUCCUGUCUUCGCAGAAGUAUUCGCAUUUGAUGGAGUGCACAACGUUACUGUUCCUGUGCGUGUCCUCAUCACCGACGAUAAUGACUGCCCACCCAUUUUUGAGCAAAACAAUUAUGAAUUCAUUGUGGCCGAAAAUGAACGCCCAAUCGGCAUGGGCCCAAUAGGUCGGGUAUCUGCAGUAGACAGAGAUGUAGGGAUAAAUGCAGUAGUAACCUAUCAUAUUGAUUCAUUGUCGAUCUGGCGCCAAAGAACGGAUUAUCAAGAGAUCAAUGAUACAGCUGUUGCAGGUAGUACAAUAGCCGGUCAACCCCAACGUUCUAGCAAUGAUAAUAGCAAGAAUAUCAAUUUGAUGAAUUUUUUCACUAUCGGUACCAACUCAGGUCAACUUCAUGUAGUUAGACGUCUGGAUCGUGAGAAACAGGCUGAGCACAUUUUUAAAGUGCUAGCUGUAAAUAAUCCAUCAAACCUGGCUAGUCAGUCUGGGCAAUCCUUCGGCUCACUGACUAUACAGGGUGCAACACCUGGAGGAUGGGGUGGUCUUCUGACAGUUCAGCUAUCACCAACCAGCAUUCGCCAGUCUCGGGCUCGC
Molecule: messenger RNA, 1191 nt
Organism: Protopolystoma xenopodis
Lineage: Eukaryota; Metazoa; Platyhelminthes; Monogenea; Polystomatidea; Polystomatidae
Source: the annotation of a GenBank genome assembly